This is a messenger RNA of Balaenoptera musculus (blue whale), 3259 nucleotides long. RefSeq names its product protein phosphatase 1 regulatory subunit 21 (gene PPP1R21). Bases 118 to 2460 code for a protein of 780 amino acids. The transcript is spliced from 22 exons. Gene Ontology annotation, cellular component: early endosome; membrane. The record is from RefSeq and is a predicted model, not a curated record. Lineage: Eukaryota; Metazoa; Chordata; Mammalia; Artiodactyla; Balaenopteridae.
GUGGCAGAGCGGGCAGGCUCUGGCGGAACCGUACCCGGCAGCGUGUCUGGGGUUGGGGGCGAGGGGGCGGGGCUGAGCGGCCUUGGGCAUCCUGGCCUGGACGGGGCGGGGGAGGCCAUGGCCUCGGCAGAGUUGCAGGGGAAGUACCAGAAGCUGGCUCAGGAGUAUUCGAAGCUUCGGGCUCAGAAUCAGGUCUUGAAAAAAGGUGUCGUGGAUGAACAAGCGAAUUCUGCUGCUUUAAAGGAACAACUGAAAAUGAAGGAUCAAUCACUGAGAAAACUGCAGCAGGAAAUGGACAGUUUGACAUUUCGAAAUCUGCAGCUUGCCAAGAGGGUAGAGCUACUUCAAGAUGAACUGGCUCUUAGUGAACCCCGAGGCAAGAAAAACAAGAAAAGUGGAGAAUCUUCUUCUCAGUUGAGUCAAGAGCAGAAGAGUGUCUUUGAUGAAGACCUGCAAAAGAAGAUAGAAGAGAAUGAACGGUUGCACAUACAAUUUUUUGAAGCCGAUGAGCAGCACAAGCACGUGGAAGCAGAGCUCAGGAGUCGGCUGGCCACUCUGGAGAUGGAAACGGCCCAGCACCAAGCUGUGGUCGAUGGCCUGACCCGGAAGUACAUGGAAACCAUCGAGAAGCUGCAGAACGACAAGGCUAAACUAGAGGUAAAAUCUCAGACUCUAGAAAAGGAGGCCAAGGAAUGUCGACUUCGGACAGAAGAAUGCCAGUUACAGUUAAAGAAUCUUCAUGAAGAUUUGUCAAGUAGAUUAGAGGAAUCCUUAUCAAUCAUCAGUGAAAAAGUACCUUUUAAUGAUACAAAAUAUAGUCGGUAUAACGCUCUGAACGUUCCAGUCCACAAUAGGAGACAUCAGCUGAAGAUGCGGGAUAUCGCUGGGCAGGCCCUGGCUUUUGUUCAAGAUCUUGUCAAGGGUCUUCUGAACUUUCACACCUAUACAGAACAGAGGAUUCAGAUUUUUCCUGUUGAUUCUGCCAUUGACACUAUAUCUCCAUUGAAUCAGAAGUUCUCACAGUAUCUUCAUGAAAAUGCAUCCUAUGUCCGCCCUCUUGAGGAAGGAAUGCUUCAUUUAUUUGAAAGUAUUACUGAGGAUACUGUGACUGUCCUGGAGACAACUGUGAAAUUGAAAACUUUUUCAGAGCAUUUAACCUCUUACAUAUGUUUUCUUAGGAAGAUUCUUCCUUAUCAGUUAAAAAGCUUAGAAGAAGAAUGUGAAGCUUCCCUUUGCACGUCUGCAUUACGAGCCAGGAAUCUAGAGCUGUCCCAGGACAUGAAAAAGAUGACAGCUGUGUUUGAGAAGCUGCAGACUUACAUUGGUCUUCUCGCCUUGCCAAGUACGGAGCCAGAUGGACUCCUUCGGACAAACUACAGUUCUGUCUUAACAAAUGUUGGUGCUGCUCUGCAUGGAUUUCAUGAUGUCAUGAAAGAUAUUUCCAAACAUUAUAGUCAAAAGGCUACAAUAGAGCAUGAACUUCCAACAGCAACACAGAAGCUCAUAACAACUAAUGAUUGCAUCCUGUCAUCAGUAGUGGCAUUGACAAAUGGAGCAGGAAAGAUUGCGUCUUUCUUCAGCAACAACGUGGACUACUUCAUUGCUUCCCUGAGCUACGGGCCUAAGACAGCGAGUGGAUUCAUCAGUCCUCUCUCAGCUGAAUGCAUGCUGCAGUAUAAGAAAAAAGCUGCUGCCUAUAUGAAGGCUUUGAGAAAGCCCCUCUUGGAAUCUGUGCCUUAUGAAGAAGCACUGGCAAACCGCCGGGUCCUUCUCAGCUCUACUGAAAGUCGAGAAGGCCUUGCACAACAGGUUCAGCAGAGUUUGGAGAAGAUUUCUAAACUGGAGCAGGAAAAAGAACAUUGGAUGUUGGAAGCACAGUUAGCUAAAAUCAAGCUGGAGAAAGAAAACCAGCGAACUGCAGAUAAACUGAAGAGCACAAGUAGUGGGCAGGCAGUUGGGGUAGCCCAGGAAGGGACCGCCGUGGUGACCGCCGCGGGCCAGGAAGACACGUCCGCCAAGGCUGUGCUAGAGCCCGUUCACAGCACUAGUCUGAUUGGGAUUUUAACCAGGACGUCUGACAGUGAGGCUCCAGAUGUGGACUCUCGGGAAGACUUAAUUAGAAAUCACUACAUGGCAAGGAUAGUGGAACUGACGUCUCAGCUACAGCUGGCUGAUAGCAAGUCAGUGCAUUUUUAUGCUGAGUGCCGAGCACUCUCUAGAAGACUGGCCUUGGCUGAAAAGUCUAAAGAGGCGCUGGCAGAAGAGAUGAAAGUAGCCAGUCAGAACAUCAGCAGACUUCAGGAUGAGCUGACAACUACCAAGAGAAGUUAUGAGGAUCAGUUAAGUAUGAUGAGCGACCACCUGUGCAGCAUGAACGAGACACUAUCUAAACAGAGAGAAGAGAUUGACACACUAAAGAUGUCUAGUAAGGGGAAUUCUAAAAAGAACAAGAGUCGAUAGUUUACAGAGAGCUGGUUGGUGACUUCUUUGCAGAGCUGCUACUGCUGCGCGGAGCUGCGGGGCCGAGACUCCACGUCCAGGGCUGGCCGCCUUCAGGAAGCUGGAGCGUUGUUGGACCUAGUAAAGUAGUCAGUGUUGUAAAUGACCUUGAAGUAUUUAAAAUAUAUUUGUAACCAGUAAGGUAAAUCCAGAAUUUGAUGUUGACAGUAAAACGGAAAACAGGACACAUACCAUGGAUAUUGUAGGUUUCCUUAUGCUGUUUUUACUGUGCACUUUUUAAAAUUAGGCUUUAAUUGCAGUAUGUAAGAACAACAAAUAUUUUGUAUAUUUUCAAACUCAGUGAUAUGGUAAUCAAUUUGGUAUCUAUGGAAUAGGUUUGUGUUUCUGGAUAAAAUGCUUAAAUUGUCAAACUGUCAUUAAUUCUUGCUGUAAUUGAAAGCAGUCUCCAAUUCUUUUUGAAGACUUGUUCAUUCUCUCUUUGUCUGCCUCCCUCUCUCCUGCUCUCUCUCUCUCUCUCUCUCUCUGUCUCUCUCUCUCUCUCUCUCUCUCUCUCUCUGUCUCUCUGUCUCUCUCUCUCUCUCUCUGUCUCUCUGUCUCUCUCUCUCUCUGUCUCUCUCUCUGUUCUGGAGGGAGUGGGCCUUGAAAACUUCAGAUCUUGUGGGUUUAUUAUCAUUGUCUUCAGCUCUUCGGUACCCUCUCUGUGUUGGAAUAAUAGCUUAAGGAAAUUGAUGUCAAUAAAUUCGUACUUAUAUCAAACUUUCAGUCUCUCUAUGAAAAUCUGAUGAAGGAAACUAAAACU